Molecule: messenger RNA, 630 nt
Organism: Prunus dulcis (almond)
Lineage: Eukaryota; Viridiplantae; Streptophyta; Magnoliopsida; Rosales; Rosaceae
Product: fatty-acid-binding protein 1-like
Exons: 3
Coding region: 1-630 (209 amino acids)
Molecular function (GO): intramolecular lyase activity
Source: RefSeq, a predicted model, not a curated record
AUGUCACUGCCAAGGCUGAGAACCGAACAGGAGGAGGAGGCAAAAAAGGAGGAGGUGGCAGUUGAGAUUGAACCCAAGACUGGGGUCUCCUUUCCAUUUAAACUGGAUGAUGGGAAACAGUUGGGUUGUGUUGGUCUGAGGAAGAAAUCCAUGCUUGGCAUAGGCAUCAAGAUUUAUGGAUUCGGGAUUUAUGCAGACAAUGAGAAGCUGAGAGAACUUCUCAAGUUGAAAAUUGGGAAGGCCCCAGCAAAACCCACGAAGGAUAUGUAUCAGUUAGUGAUUGACAGUGAUGCCGAGAUGAUGGUCAGGGUAAUGGGACAAGCAUCAGAUGACAUUAAGCUAACCUCUGGUUCUGUGAUUGAGAUUUCUCGGCUUCCGGGAAACAUUCUCCAAACCAAAGGUGAUAAUUCAAAGACACUGAUAUGUAUUAAAAUUGUUAUCAACACACUUGAGAUGAGCACAACAUUAACAAAAAGCUGCGUGCUUUUGGGUGCAGUGAUUGGUGAGGUGGUCAGCAAGGUUGAGAGUGAACUCUUGUGCAGGGCCUAUGUGAACAUGUAUCUGGGAGACGAUCCCUUGGACAAGGAUACCAAGGAGAAGUUCGGAAUGUCCCUGCCUUCACUUUUCUAA